UUUUUUCUUAACCGCUCCACCUUGCCAUCACUGUCUCUCUCUCUCUCUCUCUCUCUUAAAACCAAAAAAAUUACACUAAAAACACACAUGCAGAAAUAAAACCACACAUUGCCUUUGAAUCUUUGAAACCCCCUCAUUCAAAGUUUCAAACAUUUUCUCAUUCUUUUCCAUUUCCACCUUCCAUUUUUUCUCUGUUUUCUCAGUGAGAAAAAAUGGGACAUGACUCUGAUUUCAAAUCCCAGUUGGUCACAGAGAUUUGCUCCAUUUCCACACGCUCCAUUGCCUGCUCUCAUAGGCAUGGCUGCAGCAACAGCCCAGCUAAAUCAUCAUCUUUCAUCGAUUGGUAUCGUCUUCUUCGAGUGCAAGAAAAUGCUGGAAGGGAUGUUAUAAGAAAGAGGUACCAUGAACUUGCUUUGCAACUUCAUCCAGAUAAGAACAAGCAUCCCAAGGCUGAGAUUGCCUUCAAACUUGUCUCAGAGGCAUAUUCAUGUCUCUCUGAUAAUGCAAAAAGAAGAGCUUUUGACUUAGAGAGAUGGAGGAAGUUCUGCUUUGAGUGUGGUACAAUCCCCUACACCACUCACAAAACUUCAAGCAAUGCCAAUGCUUCAGAACACAAGGCUUGUAAUCCCACAAGCUCGUCAAGGUCUUGCAAAGUUGUCAAGGGUCUGAAAGAUAUCAGAAACAGGUUUAGGGAGGAGGCAAGAGUUAUAGAAAACUGUUUGAGGGCCAAUGCAGCUGCUGCACCAAGAAGAGAAUCCUCACUCUUCAGCCCACCUGCUGCUUAUGAUGUGUUUCGGAGCAGGUCCAGCAGAGAAUCCCCCAUCUUCAAUCCAUCUGACCACAAGGUUCAAGGCUAUCCUCAUCUCCGAACUCGAAUUCACAGUAAACCUCAGAACUUUUGGCACCUGCGUACAGGGCAUCAAGUACUGAAUUAUGAACCCGGUAGAGCUACGUAUGAUUCUCCGGUGUUUGAGGUCAGAUCAGAUAGGGCAUUUUUUAAGAGCAGAUCUACUUGUGUCCGUUCAUAACUUUAGAGAAAUAGAUUGUUUCAUUCAUUAAUUGAAAAACAGUGAAGUCAUUUCCUUCUAGGCU
Prunus avium (sweet cherry) is the source of this 1092-nucleotide messenger RNA. Its product is annotated as Chaperone DnaJ-domain superfamily protein. The record is from RefSeq and is a predicted model, not a curated record. Lineage: Eukaryota; Viridiplantae; Streptophyta; Magnoliopsida; Rosales; Rosaceae.